Messenger RNA from Plasmodium vinckei vinckei, 1146 nucleotides. Its product is annotated as conserved protein, unknown function. The transcript is spliced from 2 exons. The record is from RefSeq and is a predicted model, not a curated record. Lineage: Eukaryota; Apicomplexa; Aconoidasida; Haemosporida; Plasmodiidae. The coding region runs from base 1 to 1146 and encodes 381 amino acids. Gene Ontology annotation, cellular component: TRAPPIII protein complex.
AUGAGCGAAACUAAGGAUGGUAUACAAGUCGAAUUAUUUCGGCUAUCUCCUCCGGUUCUUAAUCAUAAUAUAUGGAAUUUAUUUAAGAUAAAAGAAAUUGAAAAUACAGAUUUUGGAAAAAAUGUCAAUAAUGAUGAUAUUAGUUUAUCUAACGAAUUUAGCUUCGGUCUUCCAACAAAUUCUAGGAAAAUAUAUUAUGGGCAAAAUUUUACAUCUCAAAUUAAUAUAUCAAAUAAUUUUAAAAGUGAUAUUCAAAUAAGUGAAAUAAAUGUAGAAGUUGUGACAAAAGAAAAUAUGUUUAAUAUUCAUAAAAAAAGCGAAGACAUAAAUAUUCCUCCUACUGGGUUUUUUAAUUUUACAACAACUUUUGUCGUUAAUUUUUUGGAUAUAUUUACAAUACAAUGCACAGUAGAUUAUUUUGUAGAAAAUGAGCCCCAAAAGAUAAGGAAGGAGUUUAAUUUUAUAAGUAUAGAUCCUUUUUGUUUAAAAAGUGUUAUAUUCCAGAAAAUGGAUAGAUUAUAUAUCGAAUUGCGAUUGAAAAAUAUAGAAGACAAUAACAUAAUGGUAAAUGAUAUAAAAUUAAAAGAUAUAUGUUAUGAGACAAUAAAAAAUGAAGGAGGGUUUAAAACUCAUAAUGGGUUACAUUAUUUCAAAAAAAAUGAUGAAUAUUCUAUGAUAUUUUGUGUAAAUGAUGAAAAAAGCAAAUUAAAUAUUUUAAAUAAAGAAAACGAUGAAAAUAUAACUAAUAUAGAAAUAAUAUAUUUUUCAAAUGAUGGUGGAAAAGGAAUAAAUAAUAUGCAUUUUUUAAAAAAAAGUAUGAUAGCAGAUAAUCUUCGAAUAUAUUUACUUGAAUCAGAAAAUUCAUUUUAUUUAAUAAAUAAAAUAUAUAAAUUUGAAAUUGUAUUUGAAAAUAAUACAAAUGAGAAUAUAUUAAUAGAAAUACUAAUUCACAACAAUUUUAAUAUUCAUGUUGUUAAUAAUUUUGUUAAAGCUCAUACAAUCGAAGGGAAAAAAAAGGUAUCUCAUUUUUUUGAUGUUUUGUUUAUUAAUCCUGGAAUCCAUUUUUUUAAUAAAAUUACAAUAUAUAAUAAAAAAACGAAAAAAAAAAUAAACUAUAUUAAACUGUUUAAAUUAUUUGUUAAAUAA